CCAUCCAACGGCCAAAUCCCAAAUCUCACAAUUUCCAAAAUUAGGGUUUUACAUUCUUGUUCAUUGCCAUGGACGCAGCAGAGCAACACAAUCCCAAUCCAGGUAUCUUCGAUCAAAUCCUCCCUCCCCGUCUAGAAGACGCCGGCCUCGAGGAUUGCGCCCUUCCUCCCGAUUCCAUUCGCGAAGCCUUCUUCAAGGCCGCCUCCGCGGUCAAAUCCACCGCCACCGCCCUUCUUUCUCCCUCCGACGACGAUGAUCCAUGGUCCCCUACUUCCACACUACCUACCGAUGUCGUCACCGGCAUCUUGCCGGACCGGGACGAUCCGGCGGUUUGCGCGACGGAGAAGGGAUUGAAAUUGCCUGAAAUUGGUGGAGACGAGGUCGUUAUUGGGGGAAUGGAGGAGAGGAGAGGGAAGGCUUGUGUGGUAGAUGGAUUGGAAGGAUUGGAGAUCGGCGAUGAAGCCAAGGAGAAGAAGAGCGGCAAAGAGGAGAAACCUAUUUUAGGCGAAGGUUUUGCUUGAAUUUCUGUAGUUGGAUUUAGGUCGCUAAAUUUAAUGGGGUUCUUGUUCUUGGUUGUUGAUUGUGAAUAAUUUGGGAGUUAGAGAAUUCCUGGUUGAAUUUUUCUGUGUUCACCUUCUUUGUGAGUAUACAUGAGAGAGACUAGAGAUGAGUUCUUGAUUUUGUUUUUCCGAUCAAUUUGGUGUAUUUUAGAGUUUCUAUCAUAUAUAUAUACACACGAAAUAUCACUCAUC
Messenger RNA from Benincasa hispida (wax gourd), 752 nucleotides. RefSeq lists its product as uncharacterized. NCBI's taxonomy places the organism in Eukaryota, Viridiplantae, Streptophyta, Magnoliopsida, Cucurbitales, Cucurbitaceae. The record is from RefSeq and is a predicted model, not a curated record.